ACAGGGUGCAACCUCUUAAGGUCUUUCCAUCAUCUUUGUACACCAGAAAGAAGUGGUAUCGGUAGCCUGUGAAGCUACUCCUGGAUACUGUGAGAGUGUGUGCAAGGUCGAAGAUGCACUUUACAAAUCUAUUCGGUGCAUUGGAUGUCGCUCAAUAUGCCUCAACCUCUUCUUAUACACUCAACUCACCAAGGCAUGAGAUAGGCUCUUGGCCAUCAUCCUCACAAGCUUCUCCGAACUCGAUAUCUCCUUCAGGAUGGUCUACAGUAUCAGUCGCAAACAAGCAGACUGCGAUACCCACAGCACCUCUUUGUGAAACAGAUCAAAUGCAUGGUCAUCAAUCGGAUGAUAUACUAUCCAAAGAAAGUGAACGAACACGGAUACGAAAGGAAAAGCAAAGUUGGCAUUAUAUCAUUAGAAGUGGUUUGGCUGGAGGUGUGGCAGGAUGUGUUGCUAAAACGGCAAUCGCACCAUUGGAUCGUGUAAAGAUUUUAUUUCAAGCACAAAAUCCAGAAUAUCAAAAGUAUAGUGGAAAAUGGACUGGUGUCUUUGUUGCGGGAAGAGAAAUCGUUCGAAGUGAUGGUACGGCUGCUCUGUUUCAAGGACAUAGUGCAACUUUACUACGAAUCUUUCCGUAUGCUGCAAUCAAGUAUAUGGCAUAUGAUUCUCUACACUUCUUGCUCAUGCCAACAAAAGAGAUGGAAACAUCGGGAAGAUUGUUCUUUGCUGGGGCUGUAUCUGGGGUAACUUCCGUUUUUAUCACAUAUCCGCUUGAGCUGAUUCGUGUCCGACUAGCCUUUGAAACCAAACGGAAGAAGCAAAGUGGAAGUUUGAUGCGCAUCAUUCGAAAGAUCUAUACGGAAGGAAGUACAGAAGCACCUUUUAGCGGAGAUGCUCGUAAACGUGCCGGUCAAAGAGGAUUACAGGCUGCCGGAGCAUCUACAGGAUCUGCGAAUUUAUCAACAUCUGCUAUUCAAAAUGCAGCAAUUGCUAAUGGUGCAACUGCUGCCAGUCCAAUUCCGACAUCACCAAUCCCAACACAGACAGCAGUGGCCACUCAUCAAUUACUACAAAGAUUUCCCAUUCUCAAAUUUUAUCGUGGCUUCGCAGUUACGGUGAUGGGUAUGAUUCCAUAUGCCGGUACUUCAUUCUUGGUCUUUGGUCGAUGCAAGGCUCUUUUGCAAUCGACAUUCGGACCUGAUGCACAAAGGAGUGGUCAAGGUGCAUUAGCAUGGUGGCACCCUUCAAAGACUACGAUCGAUCUUAGUGCAGGUGCAUUGGCAGGUGCGAUAAGUCAAACUGCCGCUUAUCCAUUCGAAGUAGUUCGAAGACGUCAACAGAUUGGAGGAAUCAUUCGACCUGGAAAUAUUUUAGGUGUUUCUGAAACUGCUUUAUGGAUUUAUCGUACAAGUGGCUGGCGUGGAUUUUACGUUGGUCUAAGUAUUGGAUUUUUAAAGGUUGUUCCGAUGACAAGUAUUAGCUUUGCCGUUUGGAUGGCAAUGAAAAGAUCGAUGGGAAUUUAAAUCACUAUUGCACUGUUGUACUUUAUACCCUUUUGCUUGUUUUGCUAUAUGCUCAUUUACGGAGGAAUACCAUCCUAUUUUCCGCUUCCCAUGC
This is a messenger RNA of Meira miltonrushii, 1617 nucleotides long. RefSeq names its product mitochondrial carrier. The transcript has a single exon. Gene Ontology annotation, biological process: transmembrane transport. Gene Ontology annotation, cellular component: mitochondrial inner membrane. The record is from RefSeq and is a predicted model, not a curated record. The coding region runs from base 114 to 1523 and encodes 469 amino acids. NCBI's taxonomy places the organism in Eukaryota, Fungi, Basidiomycota, Exobasidiomycetes, Exobasidiales, Brachybasidiaceae.